This is a messenger RNA of Sporothrix schenckii 1099-18, 1653 nucleotides long. Its product is annotated as regulator of Ty1 transposition protein 109. The transcript has a single exon. The coding region runs from base 1 to 1653 and encodes 550 amino acids. Gene Ontology annotation, cellular component: nucleus. Gene Ontology annotation, molecular function: histone H3K56 acetyltransferase activity. Gene Ontology annotation, biological process: DNA damage response. Lineage: Eukaryota; Fungi; Ascomycota; Sordariomycetes; Ophiostomatales; Ophiostomataceae. The record is from RefSeq and is a predicted model, not a curated record.
AUGACCGACGAUCUCGCCGCGCGCCUUGCGGCGGUGCUGCCUUCUGGACAUAACUUUGGGAUCUAUCAUCUCUCGACUCCGCCGACGAAAACAAACGCAUUGUUCCACGCACCGCCCGGCCAGCGUCCAGAUCGGACUUUUAUCGAGAGCCACUUCCUCGGUGUCACCAUCACACACGUGCCCGGCCCCAAAGGGAGCAUAGAUGGCGACGAAGAAGUCUUGGCUUUUGCCCUCGAAAUCUUUAUUUUCACGACGGCUUACUCCAGCACCUUCUUCGUCGCCAAAGCCGACUCGUCGGGCUAUCUCCACCUGCUGGGCCUACCAAAGGGAACACCGUCUCCUAUCCGGGCGGUCUCGUCGGUCUUCCUCACAUUUCUGGUCGAGCAGCGGCGGCGCGCAGGCGUGCCGUCGAUCAUCAGCCUCUUUGCGCGGUCGCAGUCGCAGUACCUGUUCCCGGGCAGUGUCGACAACCCGGGGAAACAUGUCUUGGACGACCGGGGGCUGGUGAAGUGGUGGUGCCGGGUACUGGACCCGCUACUGUUGGCGGCCAACGGCACAGAGACGGAUGCACAAGCCAAAGGGUGGAAGAACGCCCAGGGCUACCUGGUCGUGCCCGGUCUGGACACGUACGAGACCCGCGCGUUUUUGCCCCGGCGGCCCGACCAGCAAAAGCAGUGGACCCUCGGCCACCCACUCGAGUCCAUCUCGCACUACGUGACCAAUGACGCACCACGCCCACCACCGCGCUGUCUGAUCCCGCAGUACCCGGACGACCCGAAAGCACGGUACCUCGACGAGCUGGACGAAGAGGCAGAGCGGACAAGCGGCAAGGAGGACAAGAGUGGUGGCAAGACAACGGCGACAGGUCAAAACGGGGGCUGGAACGGCCAGUGGAAGAGCGUCAAGUCGCUGGACCAGUUCUGGGAGAUGAUGGCGUUUCGGCAAGAGUGUUCGAGCGGACGGCUGACUGGGUUCUUAUGGAUUGUCUUUGAGCCCGAGGGGACGGCGUCAGUCGCCGCGGCAGCGAGACAGGAGGGCGCGGCGGCUGCGUCCAAACAGACCCCAACAAAGAAAAAGAAGAAGCAGGCCCUCCGUGGCUACAUUGUCUCCCGACGGCCCCGCCCCAAAACGCAGCAGCGCUACGCAUUGGCUGCACGCCCGACGAGCACGGCCUACUAUCGGUGGCCCGUUGCCGGGCGGGGUCGGCUGCUGGUGGACGAGUCGGACUACAAGCGGAUCAACGAGCUGCUGCUGCAGCUGGACUUUAGCACGUUCGAAAAGAGUGCAGCAAGCACGCGACGGUGGGUGCACGAAGCGGGGAUUGGGAGCGGCGAUUGGCGGGUGCUCGUCGUGGGUACCCAGACACCUGUUGCGUCGUCAAACGGUCAAGACGGGCACAGCGGGCAAAGCAGCAAUGGCGUCACGGACCUGAGCAACCUGGUCAAGAGAAAGCGGGCUCCGAGCAAAGCGGACACGGCAGCGGAACCACAAACCAAGGGAACGGCAAAUGGAGCAGUCAACGUUCUGAGCGCCGGCCUCGUUCGAAAGAAACAGAAGCACGUGGAGAGCACGCCGGAAGAGGCGGUCCCAACUGGAGCACCGGCAGUCAAUGUCCUGAGUGCAGGAUUGGUCCGGAAGAAGCCCAAGGCAUGA